Spodoptera exigua (beet armyworm) is the source of this 360-nucleotide messenger RNA. The record is from the annotation of a GenBank genome assembly. NCBI's taxonomy places the organism in Eukaryota, Metazoa, Arthropoda, Insecta, Lepidoptera, Noctuidae.
AUGAGGUACGUAUAUAUACUAGAAUGCCGGCACGGUACCGCAGUGAGCGAGCCCGGGCGGCGACGCACGUUCUGUCUGCUGCUGGCGGCGGUGGUGGGGCAGGAGGCGUGCGGCGUGCUCGCGCUGCUGCAGUACGCAGAGCGCGUCUUCGUGCUGGCGCGGGACCAGGCGCCCGGCGACCUCGCCGGCGCCCAGCUCGCCGGCGCCCAGCUCGCCAGCCCCGCGCGCCACGCCGUCCUGCUCGGCGCGGCGCAGCUCCUAGCUUCGCUGCUGGCGCUGUACCUCAUCGAGAAAGUCGGCAGAAAGGUUCGCACACUCUGUGUUGUCCGUAACGUGCUGGACUUAGUUACUGGAGACUAG